Messenger RNA from Effrenium voratum, 2434 nucleotides. NCBI's taxonomy places the organism in Eukaryota, Dinophyceae, Suessiales, Symbiodiniaceae. The record is from the annotation of a GenBank genome assembly.
GUUGAGGGCAGUGCACGGAAGACCGUUGAAGAGCUGAAGCCUGCCAUGGCUAUUGCACAUGAUGAGAUGGUCAGAGCGGUGCAGAAGUUUAGCGGCUACAAAGCGGAGCCAGACGGAAAGCCAGGGCCUGCCGAGCCUGCGGAGCCUGCGGAGCCUGCGCCGGGUGUGGAUUUAGAUCAGAAGUUCCAGCUCCUGCGCAGCGUGGGUGAGGAAUGCCAAACAGAGCCAGAACUGAAGGAGCUGAUCGCGCGCAAGAAGCAGUUUGUUCUCUAUGAUGGCUUCGAGCCUUCCGGUCGCAUGCACAUUGCGCAGGGUCUCUUCAAGGCUGUCAAUGUGAACAAGUGCACAGAGGCAGGAGGAAUCUUCAAAUUCUAUGUGGCAGACUGGUUUGCGCUCAUGAACGACAAGAUGGGCGGGGAUAUGAAAAAGAUCAAGGACACAGGCAUGUACUUCGUGCAUGUUUGGAAGUCCUGCGGCAUGAAAAUGGAGAACGUCCGCUUUAUUUGGACCUCCGACUUUAUCUACGAGAAUGCUACUGAGUACUGGACCAAGAUGCUGGACAUCAGCCGCGUGACUUCCCUCGUGCGUGUGAAGAGGUGCUGCACCAUUAUGGGCCGCGACGAAGGCAACCUGACCGCGGCCCAAAUCCUGUAUCCCUUGAUGCAGUGUACGGACAUUUUUUUGCUGCGUGCGGACAUCUGUCAACUUGGUCUCGACCAGCGGAAGGUGAACAUGCAAGCUCGGGAGUAUUGCAGCUCUGUGGGCAUUAAAAACAAGCCCAUCAUACUGUCGCAUCACAUGAUGAUGGGUCUCAAGGCUGGUCAGGCCAAGAUGUCCAAGAGCGAUCCGGACUCAGCCGUGUUCAUGGAGGACAGUCCGGAGGAUGUGCGACGGAAGAUAACGAACGCAGCGUGCCCAAGAGAGAAGGAGAAGAAGACAGCGAAGCAAAGCGAGCAACAAGGUGAUACCGAAGAGUGGAUUCUAAACAACCCCGUUAUUGACUACAUCCGUUACCUUGUGCUGGAAAAUUCCAAGGGCCGCCAUCAAAUCACCGUUGAUGGCAUCACCUAUGACGAGGCUGACAGUCUGGAGCGCGACUUUAUCGACGGCAAGCUUUCGGAGCAGGGCCUGAAGGAGUCGUGCAUUCAAAGACUGAAUGAGAUCAUGGCGGGCUGCCGGCGCCACUUCGCAGAGGACAAGGAGGCCUCGGAGUUGGUGGCCCUGGUCGAACAGCACAAAGUAGACGUCUUGAAAGAGAAGGAAAAUGCCGAAAAGGCAGCGGUGCUGCGGAGCCUCCAGGUCUUCGACGGCGUCGAGUCCGUGGGCCUGGUGUUCGCCCCGCCUCCGGCGCCAGGUGGGCUGGGUGUCACGGCGGAGACUGUGCUGGCCACGCUGCGGUGCCUGGUGCGAGCCAAGAAGCAUCAGAAGUUGAUCCUGUGGUGUGAAGACUGGUCCUGCAUUGCCUUGGACAGAUUGGCUGGUGACAUCAAGGCGAUCACUGCCUACUAUGGCAUUUUAGCGCAGUCUGUGAAAGCUUUGGCUAGCACCAUCGCGCUACAAGUGGAGGUGAUGAUGCAAUCCGAACAGAUCCUUCGAGAUCCAAACAUGUACUGGAUCAGCGUGAUUGAUGCUGGCCGCAAGAAGCGCCGCACGUCCGCUGGGGAGGAGCCCGUCAUUGGCCUGGACGAGGUGGCCAGGCACCUUCCUUCGGGGGAGAGUCUCACGGAGAGCGGCCAGGUUGUGGCCACCUUGAUGCACGUGGCCGAUGUCUUGGCACUGUGCCGGGGGGUCGGAAAGGCCACGAUCUGCGCUUCAGACGACUUCCAGCAGCAUCACCAGCUGGCAAAGAACUACUUGCAGGAGAGCUUUGCAGAGGUGCGCGCUCCUGAGAUCGAUGUUGAGAAGCAGGGCUCCAACGCCAUGUCGCUGGUCCUUGGGGAAGGAGAGAGCAUUUGGAACAGUAAGAUGAAGAAAUCCUACUGCCUUGAGGGUGACCUUGACAACAACCCAUUGAUGGAUCUCUUAAGACUCACACUUUCCUGCCAGCUUCUGGACACAGGUCGGCCCCUGCUUGAAGUGCGGCAAAAAGCCGAGCACGGGGGUGACAAGGACUAUGCCCAGAUGGCUGAGGUGGAGACCGCGUUUGCGAGCAAAGAUCUUCACCCUUCGGCCUUCAAACCUGCGUUGCAGGAACGUGUGAAGUCUGCUUUGGCGCCGCUGCAGCAGCUUUCAAAAGAUGCGGCCUUCAAGAAGCUUUGCGCGUCGUUGGAGAAUUUCCACAAGGCCCAAAGCAAGAAGGCGAAGAAGUAGGCCCCAGGUUCAAGCCGAAUGCACGCGACCCGCGUGGUACCAAAAUCGCGCGCGCGCUGCCGUUUCCAGUACGCAUGUUGACAAUGGUGCAGAAGCGCCUUGUGCGCACCGUUUUUGCUGCAGU